AUGGUCAAGGACACUAAAUACUAUGAGAUCCUGGGGGUCGACCCUGCAGCCUCAGAGGCUCAACUGAAAUCUGCCUACAAGAAGGGCGCCCUAAAGCACCACCCAGAUAAAAAUGCCCACAACCCUGAUGCGGCCGACAAAUUCAAGGACCUCUCGAAAGCCUACGAAGUUUUGUCCGAUCCUCAGAAGAGACAGUUAUACGACCAAUAUGGAGAGGAAGGACUGGAGCAAGGCGGCAUGGGCGGUGGUAUGGCCGCAGAAGAUCUCUUUGCCCAAUUCUUCGGCGGCGGUUCAGCGUUUGGCGGCAUGUUUGGCGGUGGCAUGAGGGAGACUGGCCCCAAGAAAGCCAGGUCGAUCCACCAUGUUCACAAAGUCUCCCUGGAAGAUAUUUAUCGAGGUAAAGUCUCGAAGCUUGCCCUGCAAAAAUCGGUCAUCUGCCCAGCUUGCGAGGGUCGUGGAGGCAAAGAGGGCGCCGUCAAAACAUGUACUGGCUGCAAUGGCGCAGGCAUGAAAACCAUGAUGCGACAAAUGGGCCCCAUGAUCCAGCGCUUCCAAACCAUCUGUCCUGACUGCCAAGGAGAGGGAGAAACCAUCCGUGAGCGGGAUCGCUGCAAACGCUGCAUGGGCAAGAAGACCAUCGUCGAGCGCAAAGUUCUUCAUGUCCAUGUAGAUCGAGGGGUCAAGAGCGGACACAAGAUUGAAUUCCACGGGGAGGGUGACCAAGUGCCUGGUGUACUCGCUGGCGAUGUUGUGUUCGAGAUUGAGCAGAAGCCUCACACAAGAUUCCAACGCAAGGACGACGACCUUUUUUACCAUGCCGAAAUCGAUCUCUUGACAGCAUUGGCCGGUGGUCAGAUCUAUAUCGAGCACCUGGAUGAGCGCUGGUUGACAGUUAAUAUCUUCCCCGGCGAGCCCAUCACUCCUGGUAAGUUACACCUUGGUGCUUCUUCAUUAAAUUGGGACGCUAACAUUGCACCAGGUGCUAUCAAGUGCAUCAAAGGCCAAGGUAUGCCAUCAUUCAGACACCACGACUUCGGAAACCUUUACAUUCAGUUCGACGUCAAAUUCCCCGAUAAGACCCAAGUCCAAAAUGUCGAGCUUCUGGAACAGAUCUUGCCCCCGCGCAUGGAACAGAAGCUUCCGCCGCCAGACUCUAUGACGGAGGACUUCGAUCUUGAGGAUGUCGACCCGCGCCAACAGGCACGUGCACAGGGCGCGACGGACGAAGACGAUGAGGACGGCAUCCCCGCAGGUGCAGAGAGAAUGCAAUGUGCCUCGCAGUGA
Messenger RNA from Exophiala viscosa, 1284 nucleotides. Its product is annotated as DnaJ protein, subfamily A, member 2. Lineage: Eukaryota; Fungi; Ascomycota; Eurotiomycetes; Chaetothyriales; Herpotrichiellaceae. Gene Ontology annotation, cellular component: nucleus; cytosol; cytoplasm. The record is from RefSeq and is a predicted model, not a curated record. Gene Ontology annotation, biological process: protein refolding; response to heat. Gene Ontology annotation, molecular function: ATP binding; Hsp70 protein binding. The transcript has 3 exons. Bases 1 to 1284 code for a protein of 427 amino acids.